Molecule: messenger RNA, 4535 nt
Organism: Trichoplusia ni (cabbage looper)
Lineage: Eukaryota; Metazoa; Arthropoda; Insecta; Lepidoptera; Noctuidae
Product: 60 kDa SS-A/Ro ribonucleoprotein homolog
Exons: 12
Coding region: 337-2241 (634 amino acids)
Cellular component (GO): ribonucleoprotein complex
Molecular function (GO): RNA binding
Source: RefSeq, a predicted model, not a curated record
CCAUGUUCCAGAUUAAUUAAUAAAAACACUACAAUAUCAAAUAAAAUAAAAUCAAUAAAAUACAGAUAAUCUUUUAAUCCAUCGAGCAAAGUUUAUGUUUUGUUAAUAGCCCGGACUCUGGUAACCAACCGUAAGUACCGCUACUGUCAUGUCAUUUUAAUUGUCAAGCUGUCAACUUGGACAGAAGAACGGGAACGAGGUUUGGCGUGGUACUGAACAUUCCGGUUGAAAUCUGGAUGCAAAUUCGACACAACAAAAAUUUGCAUUGUUUAUGCAUUAUUUUGCAUUUUCGCGAAUUUAGUAUACUUUGGAAAGUGGUAGUUGGUACCAUUGAAGAUGGGUGAGCCGGCUACACUUGAUCCGAAGCUGUAUAAUCGCCUGACGCGGUUCCUUCACACUGGCAAUGAGGUUCCUAAGUACUUCCCUGGAUGCUGGACAUCUCACAAGUAUUUUGAGGCUGACAAACUUGUUGUCUUGAAUGAAAUCUUUGCAACCAAUCCAGCGAAUGUUGAAGUUGUCAACAUCAUUUUGAAGGCAUGCAAGGAUGGUUGGUACACUCGGUUUGAGACAAUAGCAUUUGCUCUGGCCAAAUGUUUGAUGAUCGGCAACUCCACUGUUAAGGAAGCCACUUACAAGGCUGCGGCUGAAAUAUGUAUCACUCCGGAACAGAUGAUGCUCUUCAAUAAGUUUACAAGGAUUCUGAAGACUGGCAAUGGCAGAGGUUGGUGCAAGAAUGUCAAGGAGUGGUACACUACCAAGGAGCCAAUGGAAUUGGCGAAGGAGAUGACGCGAGUCCGCGCUCGCCAUGGACGCUCCCACAAAACCCUUCUUAGAAAGUCCCAUGUGAAAAUACCCGAAAACGAUUUUGCUCGGGAUGCCGUCGUCAAGUACGCGAUCUUCGGUCUGAAGCGUGCGAAGCAACUGCUUGGCGACAAGGAAGGGACCAAGGAGAUUUUAGAGUACAUUCAGAAGGUGGAGGACAUGCGACACUGCGAGGACCCCGUAGCCGCAGCUGCUAUAGCGACGCAGAACCAGUUCACCCUUGAUCACGUCCCUGGACACUUGCUGACGUCACAGGAUGUUUGGAACGCAGUACUGCCUCAGUUUACCUUAGAGGAUGUACUGUAUCACCUCCAACGUAUCCACAACAUGGGAUUCCUGACUAGCGACUCCACAACAACUGCGAUCCUCGUGUCGUUGCUUAGCAACCAAGACCUCAUCAAGCAAUCUAAGCUCACACCGCUUGCCGUGUACAUUACUCUGUGCAACUAUAAAAAGAAGUCCAAGCCAAUGAAAUACGAGAAAGCUAAAGUGGCAGCUGAGAAAGAGACACGCCGCCGCACACGCCAGAUGUUCGACAGCAAGACCGGCCUGUGGGAGUGGACCACCACCCGGCGACACCCUAAGGAAAUCAAGCACUGGGGUAUCGACCAGCCCCCGAACCCGGCCGUGAUGACCGCUCUGAGCAAGCUCAUCGACCUCACGUGGGUGCUCACACCGCCCACUAACGCGCGCUACAUGAUCACCAUGGACAUGAGACACCAUAUGUUCAAGGGUCGUCAUUUCUGCAAGAGUUUUGUAGUGCCGAAGAAGGGCAAGAAGACAGCCACAAAGACCACUCCUGGCGGAGGCGGUGACGCUGACAUUGAGAAGAAGAGCAAGAAGCACCUGCUAGCCGAGUGCUUCUACAACAGGAACAUCACCCCGGGCCAUGCAGCUAUAAUCUUGGCCUUGCAAAUCUUGAAGCGAGAGAGCCAUGUCAAGUUGGCUGUGUUUACCGAGGAUGGUGUGCAGGUCCUGACCAUCGAACGCAACUUUAGCAACAUUGAAGAGGCUGAAUUCCUGUUUAGGAAAGCUAACUUAGGCCGCGUGCAGCUAGACGCACCUAUCGAAUGGGCAACGAAAACGAAUCAGAAGUUCGACGUGUUCAUCAACAUGGUGGACCGUACUACGCGCUACAUGGAGUUGGAGCAGAGCAGCCGCGGCGGGCGCGGGCCGGGAGGUCGCUACGGGCCGCCGCCGCCGCCCGCCAAGGAGGUGCCAGACCACUGCCCCGUGCGAGCUCUGCAGCGCUAUAGGGAGGCUUCUGGGAUCACUGAGGCUAGGCUGAUCGUCAUGAACCUGGCGUCUCACCGCGUGUGUACCACUGACGGCAGCCACGCGGGCGUGCUGGACAUCAUCGGCGUCGACGAGCACGUGCCCAAGCUCAUGGACGCCUUCGUCCUCGGCCAGUUCAAGUGAAUUCGCCACACAAUCUCCCACAACAAUUGCUUCGCAAAAAAAUACCUGUCAAUUCUGUCGACCAUUAGGUCAAAUCUCGAAAAAUAGCAUGACCAAAUUUACCUCAAGAAUUUAAAAAUUGUGUUUAAUAUUACCACAAUGUGUUCCGAAUCGAAAUCGAAGUGUUUGAACACGGAACUGAUAUUUCUAAUCAAGCUGAAUGUAAUUCUUAUUACAUAUUUCUGAUUACCUAGAGAUCUUAUUACCCAUGUUUUUUAGUGUUAACUUGUUUGUAAUCGCUAACGAGGUAGUUACGGGACACGUCACUAUAUCAAGACUGUCCCUAUUAACCCUGAUUUUGGAUCUCUGCUUAUAAUUAAUUUGUAGGAGCACCUUUAAUUUUAAGCUAUAAACAUGUAAUGUACUCUGUAGUACAUAGGUUACAUCUAAAUUAAACUCUUCCAGUAUAAGUAGCCUAGUACUAAAAUACUUACGGAAUUAACUUCGAAAUAACUUUGGUUAUGAGUUUUUUUGCUUUUUGUUUUAGUUGUUAAGUUCACAUUGACGUUUGACGAUGUCGCUUCUCAAUAUAGACAAGAUUAGGUUAUGCACCAUUGAUUAAUGACUCCUAAUUUGACUCAUUUGAUCAUAUAUUUGUUACCUAGUUUUGCUAACAGGCUUUUUUACGACACAUCCGUUUGCAUAAUACAUAUUUUUGCUAAAUCAACAUGAACUCUUUGUUUGGUAGUGGAACAAAUACUUUGCCGAGCUUCUUUAACAUUAGUAUUUAUAAUUCUCGUUAUUUAAGUAUGAAGUGUGUAACUUUAGGUAUUGAUAAGCUUAAUACGUAUAGCCUAUACAUUUGUAACAGGGUCUUUUUGGUUAAUCAAAAAUUGGCACCUGCCACUCUCUAUUUGCAGUUAUGUGUUCAACGAUACAAUAACUAGGCAUGGGGGUUGAAUGGUGACAAUAGGGAGAAACUGCUUUUAUUUAAAACCUAUAAAAGAGUGUAUUUCACACCAACUGUCAGUAUUUUCACCUCCAAUAUGUUUGAACGCCAGUACUUUUGUGUUAGUUGUUGAGUUUCAAAUUUUUAUUUAUUUACUGUUUGACUAUACAUGAUAGUCAAUAGCGAGGUUGUGCGUUUUAAACGUCUUUGUAUUUGCCAAAGUAAUUAUGCAUUUGUAAUUUUAUUCAAACGGUACUGGCUUGCAAACGUAAAUUAGUAGACCUAAUUAUGAUAGCAUAUCUUCGUAAUAUAGAAAAUUGUGAAAACAGGUACAUGCUCAUGGUGUGUAUAACAUAUUAAGGGAAUGUAUGUUAUUUUUAAGGUAGUAGUGACUGGCAUGUAAUGAUUUGGUCACCUUGCACUUGAAGUGGAUGUAACAGAUGGGCAUGCAUCAGCUUUCAUGUCGUAGCUAAUAGGUAAAUCCGUUUCAGAAAGUUGGUUACUUUUGUACUGAUAGAUGAGCGGAAUUUUCAAAAUCUGUGAUCACUUGGUACUCUCUCGGGAUUAAGUAAUUUUUAUAUCUGUAAAAGUUGAUAAAAAAAAUUCAAAACAUAGGUGAAGGAACUUGAAAUUGCUAGACAUGCUUUUUUAUUGUACGUAUCUUGUUUUGUUGUUUUUGAUUAGGUUACUUUUAGUAUUAUGGUGGUCACCACAAGAUUUGUUUACUUUAUGCUUUAUUUCGAUUAUGGUUUAUUUCAAACCUAUUUUAUGAAUACCAUAAAGUUUAAUAAUCUGGACCAUCACCGGUACUUAUUUAUUGUUUUGUAAUUUGACGCGUCUAUUUCCAAUGUAUGAUUCGUAUCUCAAAAAAUAGCAUUCUGUGAUUUAUGAUGCCUUGGUAGCUCCGAACUCGGGCGGUUAUACUACUAAUCGGACUGGUUUUCUUUGAAAUAAAAAUUGUUGUGAAAUUAAAGAAAACAGCCGAUUUUAGGUUUAAUGAAUAGUGUAAUAGUAUUAUAAAAAAUACAAAAACUCAUGUUUCUGUUGUUAUCCAAAACAGUACUCUUUUUUAUUUAUGUUAUUUUUUUUAAAGUCAAAUAAAAAUUAUGUUUUUGCUAGUGCAUUUUUUCAUGGAAAUUAAAAACUAUCCGUCCCAGCUACAUAUUUUGCUACAAAUCAUCUGUUGUAUUUCAAUACCUAAUGUGCUUUUAGCAUUAAGUUCAAGUAGUACAUAAUGAUCAUUUAUUUAACCUCUCCACAGCAGCAUAUCAGAUAGCACCAUAAAGCUAAUGAAUAACGAAAUGUCAUAACAUUAAAAAAUGUACAUGCAUGUUUGUUUAUCAUUAAAUAAAUUCUUAAGUGUAAA